AUGUUAAAUGCAAAUGGAGAAAAAAAUACGGGAAAUAUUUUAGACGAUGAUAGUAAAAUAACUGUGAUAACAGACAAAGCGGACUCUAGUGGUGAUACAAAAAAGAAAACGAAGAAAAAUAAACAGAAGAAAAAGAAAAGCGAGAAUAGCAGAAAAUAUUCCGAAGAUAAGUGCAUCUUAAAAGUAACAAAGAAUGUAAAAGAAGAAAUAAUAGGAGAAGCUUCAACUGUAGACAAAUCCAGUAAGGCUACUAAUGAGGAAGUUAUUACAGGGUUCAAUAACGAACACAAGUAUGAAUAUACCUCUGAACAGUAUGAGAAGCAGAAUAACACAACAGAAAUGUUCACAAUACAAAAUAACAAAAGUAAAUUUGUUAGAAUGUUACCUGUAUUUUUCAUUUUUCUUAUUUUAUUUGUAAUUUACCUCAUAUAUAUAAUGUACCACUGUUUACCACUAAUCAUGAAAAGUCACAGGAAGGAGUACGUAAAUUAUGAUAUGAAGAGAGGAAUAGUAGAAGUAGUAAUUUUUCACUUUUUCUUGAUAAUGUACUUGGUGAAUUACAUCCUAUCCAUAGUAGUAGCACCAGGGGCAAUUCCAAACACCGAUGAAUGGGAUAUUAAAGAUCAUCAAGAAAAUUUUGUAGAUCAUAUGGAUAAUUAUUUAUUAGAAAAGAAGAAAACAGGAGAAAGACGAUAUUGUAAGUGGUGUUGUAAAUUUAAACCUGACAGAACUCAUCAUUGUCGUGUUUGUAAAACGUGCAUAUUAAAAAUGGAUCACCAUUGUCCUUGGAUAUAUAAUUGUGUUGGAUAUAAUAAUCACAAAUAUUUUAUGCUUUCCUUAAUAUAUUGUUGUGUAACUACUGUUUUCGUUUCAAUCACCAUGUUCAAUACGGUUCGGGAUGCCAUAAGUCACAGAGAGACACCCUUUAAUGAGUUAUUUUUACUAUUAUUUGGAGAAACAUUAAACUCAUUCCUAGCGAUUAUCAUCACAUGUUUCUUAUUUUUUCACAUAUGGCUUAUGUUUAGGGCAAUGACUACAAUCGAAUUUUGCGAGAAACAGACAAACUACCGAAAUCAGUCAUAUUCAAAAUACUACAAUAAAGGAAUGUACCAAAAUUUUAAGGAAGUCUUCGGUGAAUCUCCCUUCUUGUGGUUUCUUCCCAUAGACAAUAGAAAAGGAGAUGGCAUAAAUUUCAUAAAGCGCCACAGUAAGGAUUAUAUCGAAAAAGCGUCAGAAGAAACGGUACCAAUAAAAUUUAGUUGCUAA
Plasmodium gonderi is the source of this 1266-nucleotide messenger RNA. Its product is annotated as palmitoyltransferase. NCBI's taxonomy places the organism in Eukaryota, Apicomplexa, Aconoidasida, Haemosporida, Plasmodiidae. Gene Ontology annotation, molecular function: palmitoyltransferase activity. The record is from RefSeq and is a predicted model, not a curated record. The transcript is spliced from 8 exons. The coding region runs from base 1 to 1266 and encodes 421 amino acids.